This is a messenger RNA of Pristis pectinata (smalltooth sawfish), 3168 nucleotides long. It is a transcript of the gene pof1b, whose product is annotated as POF1B actin binding protein. Gene Ontology annotation, cellular component: actin filament; adherens junction; bicellular tight junction. NCBI's taxonomy places the organism in Eukaryota, Metazoa, Chordata, Chondrichthyes, Rhinopristiformes, Pristidae. Gene Ontology annotation, biological process: epithelial cell morphogenesis; actin filament organization; bicellular tight junction assembly. Bases 139 to 1860 code for a protein of 573 amino acids. The transcript has 16 exons. Gene Ontology annotation, molecular function: actin filament binding. The record is from RefSeq and is a predicted model, not a curated record.
UCUGCCUCGGCACGCCUAUGCCUUGGGAAGUUGUACACUCUCCACUCCGUCGACGUUACCUUUCGCUCCUGUCCCAGUCGGAGCCUCUUGUGUGUGGGGGGGUAGCCGGUCGACCUUUUCGCAAGCCUGUUUUCCAACAUGUCAUCGCGACUGCGGCCCGGAAGCUCGUCCACCGUCUCGGAAACCUCGUAUUACGAGAGUACCGAGCGCACCAACUCUCCGAAUCUCGCGUUCAACAUCCCCGAGCAGAAGCAGUACCUUGGCGUUGGCAGUCCCACCACCACCGUCACCAGGGUAUUCCGGCAAGGAGGCAGCCCCCAGACUACUGAAUGGGUACCAGGUGAUCAGCAACAAUAUCAUCGUGGAAAUGAAGUCACCUAUGUACAGAACAGCCUGGGGCACAGCCUGUCAAGCCCCAUAGAGAUACAAAACAGGCAGCAUCAAUAUGUACUGUCCCAAAGCUUGAAAGGAAUAAAUGUCCCCAAAGAUUCUGAAGUCAUAGUACAUAAGACCUACUUGACAGUUGAUCCAGUUCCUUCUAUACAGGUAUGCAACAACACUAAGGACUUUCAAUCCUAUCAGAACGUUGGAAACUCGCAAACCCACUGGGAAAAUGUCAAAUAUAAUGAACGCCACGCAAGAAAUGUGCGAAGUCCUGUGCAGCUUCUGGGCUCUCCAAAUGAGCACAUCAGGUCUCGGAGUGCACAAAGCUCUGUCACGUCCCAGGACUAUGACAUACACUCCGAUGAACCCCAUGUGAGGCACUCUGGAGGACGGAGUCCUGUACCAGCCAGAGUCCGCAGUCCUCAAACAAGCCAGAUCAAGAGUGCGAUGGAUUAUGAGAGUGGUAACACAGAGAAAUUGGAUCCUCGAUACUUUGGUGAGCUGCUGGCUGAGCUGACAUGCAAGACCACUGAACUCCACAACAUCCUGCUGGAAAAUAUGCAAAAAAUCAAGGGGAAACAGAACACGUUGGAAGUGAAUGUUGACCUUAAUGGUAGCAAUGAAAAUGUUGAAGCUCUGAUACCGAAAGGGGUAUCUGAAUUGACAAAACAACACUUGCGCUAUAUCCUGCAGACAAGGCUUACUGUAGACAAAUCCUUGCGACUUCUCUUGGCCACAUUCAGCAGCCUACGUGAAGACCUGCUCCAUCUGCAAGAUGACCUAAGUAGACUUGCCACAGACAAGGAGAUGCUGGAAAGAGACUUGGGUUUUAAGUCGCAGCAGGUAACAGAAUAUUUACAGCUCUUGGAGUCGGUACGAGAGAACAACCGACAGCUGCAGAGUUCCAUAAAAGAGAGUGGUUCAAGCAACCGAUCUCUUGAGGAUUUGAUCUUAACUCUGAGGAACUCAGAGGCAGAUAAGGAAUUCCGCGUGAAAGAGUUGGAAUGCAGCAAAAGAGCUCUGGAACAAGAAAAUGAGUUACUUCGGCAGCAGCUAAUCAAGAGCCCAUCGAGUCCAUCCUUCGCUUCAGUAUUUAAUACAGAAAUUUCAAAUAAUUACUAUGAAAUGGUCAAUCAACUCCGUGAAGAAAAGGACAAAGAGAUCAGUGCUUUGAGGUCACAAAUCAGCAAUAUGAAACGGGAGAUGUCAUCAGGACAAGACAAUACCAGCAGCUUGCAAAUGAAAUUAAUGCAAUACAGUAAUAGCCUGAGUGAGAAGGAUUCCAUUAUCCAAAAGAAGAAUGAGGAAAUCAUGAGACUGAGAUCUUCAUCACUUGGGUCAAAUAAUGUGACGCACACAAUCAUCACAAAGCGAUACCUUGACUAUCCAAUUCUGGGCCUUUUGAAAGAUAGAAAACUUACUUCACCAAGUAAAGAAUUAAAGACCAUUUUCAUUGAAAAGAAUGGAAGAAUUUAAACAAAAAACACAGGAAUUCUCAGCAUACUGAAGACAAAUUGAAUACAGCAGGAAGUACUAAAUAUUUUUGCAACAGAAGUUACUCAACAUUUUCUUCAUUUUAUGGUGUCCUUUCUUAGCCUUGAUUAGCCAAAAAAAGUGGCAUUUUGCAGGGGGUCUGUAUCAGUUCAUUUUAAACUACUGUUUAUUAUUGUUUAAUGUAUUGUUGAAGACUAUAGGUGUAAGGUUUUGCUAUUUUACCUUAGAAAGAAAUUAAAUUUAACAAAAAAGGUGGAUGGUUUGAAGAAUCAAGUAUGGAAACUGAGAAAGAAAUUAAGUGCAAGCUAAGAGUGUCCAUUUGACAAGCCAGUGCUUUUUCUCUGCAUGUUGAAUGGUGAUAGGUCCUGAUUAAUCCUGUAUAUUGUAUGAAAGGCAUUUUCUAUUACACUUAAUGUGCCAGUUUCACUUGGACAACACUGAUUUAGAAGUAGCAAUACACAAAGAGCACUGCCUUUUAUUUGUGAUUGUUCUCAUUUACUUGUAAAUAUACUUAAGUACAUGUAUGCCAAUGACUAAUUGGAUGCUUUUAUAAAAGUGGAUGACCUUUUGUUCUGAAGCCAUUUUGUCAUUUGAUUGUGAUGACUAAUUCAUCAGCAUUGCAAAUAGAUUUAAGAUGUAUAGAACUUCUUGGUGACUUAGAGUAAACUUAUUCAGAAGAUUAAAUUCUAUUUAUAUUUAAAAUAAUGUAUGCCAAUUAAGACAUUUUAAUUUACAGUACCUAGAAUGAUUUUAACUAUUCUAAUUUUACCAAGAUCCACUCAUCAUUUUGUUCCACACAAACCAUAAUAUUUGUAAGUGAAACACCUCUGAUUCAAAUGUUAGUGGCUCUGAGGAUGAAACUGAUCAUUAAAUAUACAAUGUUCAUUUUAGACUUUAUCCUUUGACUAAAGGAAAUAGUCCUAGUGUGCUCUUUUUUGUGCAAUAAGCAACUCUGAAAUUUUAGAGCUAAAUGUUUUUUUUGUUAGUAUUGGUGAUCAAAUAAUAUACAUCUCAACUUUCCACUUGAAUGUUGGGAGAUUGUUAACUGUGUUACCCUAAACAAUAUACUGCACAGGUCUAUUAGCCAAUUGAAGAAUCUAACACUGCAUUCUAUUCAUUAUACAUUCUGGGAUGUUAGAAAUUGCUUUGUUUUAAGUUAAUACAAGUAGAUAAAUUUUUGUAUCGUUUGGAUGCUUUUAAGGCUAUCAUAUGAUUUGAGAUGGCAGCCAAGGGCACAGGAUGAAUUUAUAUGUAUCCAUGGAAUUAAAAAAUAAAAACGUUAGAUAAAAA